AUGGGUGCGAAUAUUUGUAAUCCUGGUCAGGGGCUUAAACCAGUGGUAAUUAUGUUGCUGGUUCAAGCAGUACUUGCUGGCGUAAAUGUAAUGUAUAAGUUGGCUGUGGUUGACGGUAUGAGCAUGAGGGUACUCAUCUCUUACAGAUUUAUCUUUGCCACUGUUUUUAUACUUCCACUUGCUUUGAUAUUAGAGAGGAAGAGUAAAGCAAAAUUGACAUGGAAGAUAGCUUUUCAAGGAUUUUUAUCGGGUCUGUUUGGGGGAGCACUAGGGCAGAAUUUAUUCAUUGGAAGCUUGGCCCUAACAUCAGCAACAUUUGCGACAGCCAUGUCCAACCUAAUUCCUGCUGCUACUUUCAUUUUAGUGAUUACUUUAAGGUUGGAGAGAUUGGCAAUCAGAACGUUGGCAGGUACGGCCAAGCUGGCUGGCACUGUCUUGAGCAUAGGUGGAGCAAUGGUUCUUACCUUUUACAAAGGGCGAGAGAUUAGCCUUUGGUCAACCAGUAUAAACUUGGCUAAACAUGACGAGGAUCAUCUCACAGAGGCACACCCUUCGCUUCGUAAUCAAGUUCUAGGUUCAGUGCUGGGUCUACUAGCCUGCUUAUGUUAUGCAAUUUGGUACAUAAUUCAAGCCAAGAUGAAUGAAAGUUAUCCUUGCAAAUAUUCAAGUACAGCUCUAAUGAGCAUCACAGCAUCAAUUCAGGCGACAAUUUACGCUAUAAUUACUGACAGGAACUGGUCUGCAUGGAAGCUUGGUUGGAAUAUUAGGCUUUUCGCAGUUUUUUACACGGGCUCCAUCUCUACAGGACUGAUGAUUGUGGUUUUGACUUGGUGUAUACGGUUGAAGGGGCCAUUAUUUGUAUCCAUCUUCAACCCUUUUGCGCUUAUAUAUGUUGCCAUCGUCGGAUCCUUGAUCUUAAACGAGAGGCUACAUCUAGGAAGCAUUAUAGGUUCAGUGCUGAUAAUGGGAGGAGUAUAUGUUGCAUUAUGGGGAAAAACUAAAGAGAUCAAGAAUUCAGUGCAAUUAGUACGUUCAAUAGACUCUGAAGCCGAGGAAGUUACUUUAAAUUAA
Theobroma umbraticum is the source of this 1071-nucleotide messenger RNA. Its product is annotated as WAT1-related protein At1g25270-like. Lineage: Eukaryota; Viridiplantae; Streptophyta; Magnoliopsida; Malvales; Malvaceae. Gene Ontology annotation, molecular function: transmembrane transporter activity. The record is from RefSeq and is a predicted model, not a curated record. Gene Ontology annotation, cellular component: membrane.